AUGUCCCAAUCCGAUCAACCCAAAGGCAAAGAAAAUGCCGAAAAGGAGGUAGCGCCCCCCAUUGAAGCCGAGGCCGAGCUCCAGGCUGAGGGCGAGAUCGAUCAAGGCCUAGACGCCUUGGUUACCCUUACGAUCAAGCUUCCCAACGAGCCCCGUCAGAUGCAAAUUACGGUGUCCCCACAAGAGCAGGUUCACGAAGUUCGACAGUCCAUCAUCGACCUCCCUGUGGCAUUCCAGUACACUUGCUUCCACCUGGAGCACCGCGGCCAACGCAUCAAUGACUUCCUCCCGAUAUCCGAGAUCGAAGGCCUUGUCGAAAGCCCUGAAGUCACAUUGGUCGAAGACCCAUACACGGAGAAGGAGGCCCGUAUACACCUAGUGAGAAUCAGAGAGCUCAUUGGUGCCGCUGGAGACCGCACCGACGCUGUCCAGGGCAUUCUCCCCGGUCUCUCUCUGCUUGAUAGUGUCUUGCCUCCAUCCGAGGAACAAGCCAACGGAGGGCAGACGGAGGUUGCCAAAGAGACAAAGGAGGAUUACAGCUUUGGGACCCCGGUUCCAAUCUCAACUUUGUUGCCUCCCGUCGAGGAGGAAGAGGCACCCAAGACGGUCAAGACCAUUACUCUUUCCCCGUGGAACCCGCCGCCGCCUCACCUCAAGCAGAAGGGUCAUCUCUUGUACCUACUUGCUACUACUAACGAGGGUGAGCAACACCAAAUCACAGCCCAUGUUGGGGGGUUCUUCAUCAACAAGUCCUCCAAUGCCAAGUUCGAUCCUUUCCCUCGCCCUGCACCCAAAGCCGCUUCGAACCACUCCCUGCUCGGGCUCCUCGACCAGAUCUCGCCGUCUUUCUCGGCAUCCUUCCUCAAGCUCCAGGAGUUCAACAACCGCAAGGACCCGCUGGCGACUUUCCAAAUCACCAACGCGAUACCCUCUGCGCCAUGGAUCGUGCCGUCAUCCAACUCUCCCCUCUCCGCUCACACCCCUGACUGGACACGUUCCCAGGAGACGUAUCUCAUUGCAGGCGCCGACAACACCGACACACUGAGAGACUGGAACGAAGAGUUCCAAUCCGCGAGGGAGCUUCCCAGUGAGACUGUGCAGGACCGAGUUUUCCGUGAGCGUCUCAUGUCCAAGCUCUUCGCUGACUACAACGACGCGGCCACUCGUGGUGCUGUGCUCGUUGCCCGUGGCGAAAUCCCUCCGCUGAACCCUACGGAAUGCAAAGAUGCCCAGAUUUUCGUUUACAACAACAUCUUCUUCUCUUUUGGUGCUGAUGGCGUGAAAACCUUCACUUCUGAGGGAGGCGACGAGGCAGCUCGUGUUGCCACUGGCAAGGACGUCGCAGGAGUGAGGCUAGUGAAUCAGCUUGACAUUGAUGGUCUCUUCACCCCUGCUACGGUUGUUAUUGACUAUCUUGGUAAGCGUAUUGUUGGCCAAAGUAUCGUCCCAGGAAUCUUCAAGCAGAGGGAGCCUGGCGAAAAUCAGAUCGACUAUGGUGCCGUGGAUGGCAAAGAGAACGUUGCGGCGGACGAGCGAUUUGCCGACGUUUUCUCCAAGCUGUCUCAGGCUAUCAAGGUCAAGAAGCAUGCUGUCUGGGACAAGGAUGGCAAACGAUUCGAUCUCGAAGCCAGCGUGGAGACCAAGGGCUUGUUGGGAACCGACGGACGCAAAUACGUGCUCGACCUGUACCGUGUGACGCCACUGGAUAUUGACUGGCUCGAGGAGGAAGGUGAUGUCGAGUACCCCCACCGUAUGGCCGUCCUUCGUCCGGAGCUGAUUGACUCAUACGGGCGGAAGAAGAUGAAGGCCUGGGUUGACGAGGAGCUGGCACGCCGUGGGCAGAACACCAAGACUGCGACUGACGAAACUACGGCUGAGCCCAAGAAGAGCAAGGAUGCCUCCACGAAGGAAGAAGACAGCGAUGACAGUGACGAAAGCGACGACAGCGAGGAGAGUGAGAGUGAGAGCGGAAGUGAGAGCGAGAGCGAAGAAGAGUCGGAGGUCAACAAAAAGGAGGUCAAGGCGGAGAAGCCGAAGACAAAGGAGGCGGAGACACCGAAGGAGUCGACAGAUUCGAAAGAUCACAUCGACCUUUCUAAAUUCGCAUUUUCGCUCAACCCCGAUGUCUUCAGCGGUCAGGUCCCCCAGACUGAUGCCGAGAAGGAGGAGAUGAAGAAAGACGAGGAGGAUGUUCGUCUUGCAUCCAAGUACCUUCGCGACCAGGUCAUUCCCGACCUCGUUCGUGAGCUUACCGAUUGCGACAUCAGCUUCCCCAUGGAUGGCCAGUCCCUGGGUCGUCUCUUGCACAAGAGAGGCAUCAACAUCAGGUACACUGGAAAGGUGGCACAGCUCGCUUCUGAACCUCGCCUGCAGUGCCUGAAGGAUAUUUGUAUCCAGGACAUGGUCGCUCGUUCCUUCAAGCAUGUCGCCUCAAACUACCUCAGACACCUGCCGGCACCUUUCUCAUCAGCCUGCAUCUCCCAUCUUCUUAACUGCCUCUUGGGUUACAAACUGAGUCCCAAGCCGGCGGCCGAAUCUGACGCAGUCCUGAAGUCGCUGUACACUGAUGCCGAUCUAUCCUUCGAGAAGGUCACCCCAGAGUCCCUCCACGAAAGCAUCUCCCAGGAGACCUUGAAGAGAUACCGGUACAAGCUCGAUGCCGACUUCUACAACAACCUUAAGCCUCUGCAGGUGCUUCGUGAGAUCUCCCUCAAGCUUGGUUUCCAGCUGCAAGCAAAGGAGUACAACUUCACAGACAAGCCGGUUGAGCAGGCUCCUGCGACCAACGGUACCCCUGCGACCAAUGGACAGACCAACGGGGAGGGAAACAAGAAGAAGAAGAACAAGAAAGCGGCAACCAAAGAAGCGGCUACCCCAGCCCCGGCCCCUGCUCCCAACACUACAUUCACAGCAGACGAUAUUGUCAACGUUGUGCCUAUCGUAAAGCACUCCUGUCCCCGCAGCACUCUUGCGGAGGAAGCUCUGGAGGCCGGCCGCAUCUCUAUCAUGCAAAACCAGCGCAAGCUUGGCCAGGAGCUUCUUCUCGAGUCUUUGUCUCUACACGAGCAGAUUUACGGUAUCCUUCAUCCCGAAGUCGCCCGCGUCUACAACACCUUGUCUAUGCUGUAUUACCAGUUGGAUGAGAAGGAAGCAGCCGUUGAGCUCGCCAAGAAGGCCAUUGUUGUCUCCGAGAGGACUGUCGGUGUUGACUCUGCCGAGACCCUGCUCAACUACCUCAAUCUCAGCUUGUUCCUCCACCAAGCUGGCGACAGCAACGGUGCGCUCAUCUAUGCUAAGCACGCGCUGAAGCUGUGGAAGAUUAUCUAUGGCGCCGACCACCCCGACUCCAUCACAACCAUCAACAACGGCGCUGUCAUGCUUCAGCACCUCAAGGCGUACCACGAGUCCCGUCUGUGGUUCGAAGAGUCCCUCCGCAUCUGCGAGAGUGUCUUCGGCAAGAACUCGAUCAACGCCGCCACCCUUCUGUUCCAACUUGCUCAGGCUUUGGCUCUGGACCAAGACUCUAAGGGAGCCGUCAGCCGCAUGCGCGAGUCCUACAACAUCUUCCUCGGCGAGCUUGGACCCGAAGACAAGAACACCAAGGAGGCCGAGAGCUGGCUCGAGCAGCUUACGCAGAACGCCGUUUCCAUUGCGAAGCACCAGAAGGAUGCGCAGGCUCGUCGCUUGCGCGCAGGCAUUCGCUUUACUCCUAAGGGUGCGCCCUACCAGGCUUCCGCUACUGCUCCCAGCGUGUCCGCCGGACCGAGCAGCAGCUCGCAGUUGGGCAACCCUUCAGGCAUGGAUUCGCGCAGCAUCGAUGAGUUGAUCAAGUUUAUCGAGGGCACUGACCAAAGCAAGACUUCCAAGGGAAGACCGAGCCGAGGCAACCCCAAGAGGAGGGGCAAGUCUUCGAAGUAA
Molecule: messenger RNA, 3918 nt
Organism: Colletotrichum abscissum
Lineage: Eukaryota; Fungi; Ascomycota; Sordariomycetes; Glomerellales; Glomerellaceae
Exons: 4
Coding region: 1-3918 (1305 amino acids)
Biological process (GO): intracellular distribution of mitochondria
Cellular component (GO): cytoplasm
Molecular function (GO): mRNA binding; protein binding
Source: RefSeq, a predicted model, not a curated record